Messenger RNA from Catharus ustulatus (Swainson's thrush), 4086 nucleotides. It is a transcript of the gene AGBL2, whose product is annotated as AGBL carboxypeptidase 2. Bases 971 to 3622 code for a protein of 883 amino acids. Gene Ontology annotation, molecular function: metallocarboxypeptidase activity; zinc ion binding. Lineage: Eukaryota; Metazoa; Chordata; Aves; Passeriformes; Turdidae. The record is from RefSeq and is a predicted model, not a curated record. The transcript is spliced from 11 exons. Gene Ontology annotation, biological process: proteolysis.
GGAAGUGCCAUCUCAUUGAUGCUGCUGGGGGCGGGUGGUAGAUGGGGAGUACAACAGACCCCUGUAAUCCACAGGUUACAAGAUUAUAAAUUGGAUGGGCGUGUGGAUUGUGGAGGGCGGGAAGGCUCUGCAGCAGAGCAAACUGGGCGGGCUGAGUUGAAGGGCUUGAGACUAAAGUGUGGGUGCAAAGGCCAAGUGCCAGGUCCUACACUUGGGUCACACAAACCCUCCAGGCUGGAGAGAGCUGGGAAAUGCACUGGGCCUGCUGAUGAGAACAACUGAACGUGAGCCCAGGUGGGCAAAAGGCGAUGGCACCUGGACUGUCCCAGCAUUAGUGUGGCCACAGGCACAUCCCCUGUUCUGGCACUGCUGGGCCACCUCCAGCCUUGGGAAUAGACCUGAAGCCCUCAUGGCAAGAGAGGGGCUGUGCAAAGAAGGGAAUGGAGUGGGGGAAGGGUCUGGAGCACCAGGAGGAGCUGGGGGGACUCAGACUGGAGAAAAGGAGGCGCAGAAGGGACCAUCUGGCUCUCCGCAACUCCCUGACAGGAGGGUGCAGCCAGGGGGUGUGUCAGGCUCUGCUGCCAGGGAACAAGGGACAGGACAGCCUAAUUCUCUGCCAGGGGAAGUUGAGGUUGGAUAUGAGGAGGAAUUUCUUCAUAGAAAGUGGUGUCAGGUAUCUGAAAGGGCUGCUCAAGAAAGUGGUGGAGUGCCUAACCCUAGAGGUGUCCAAGGAAUAAUUGGACAUGGCACUCAGUGCUCUGGUCUGCGUGACAAGGUAGGGAUUGAUCACAGGUUGGGCUCAAUGAUCCUAGAGAUCUUCUCCAACCUUAAGGAUUCUGUGAAAUCCCUCUGGCUCCUUUCCCAGCUCUGCUCCAGGACUGCCCAUUCCUCCCUGUAGCUCAGCAACCAUGUACCAGCCCAACAGUGACACUGCCCCUGCUGUUCCGGGUCUCCCAGAGCUUUCACAGCCAUGGAGCCCGUGGGACGCUGUGCUACCCAGGUGGGGGGAGAGGGGGCUCCGAGGGUGUUUGGUGGGGGACAGGUCCUGAAGCCGUAUGACAGCUUCAUCCGCACUCACCUGCGCUUCUAUGGCUACUUCCGAGGUGAGCCCUGGCCACCGUGCGCUGUCCCCUCCUGUCCCUGGGCCGUGUCCCCUCCUGCCUCCUGGCUGCAGUGCUGUUCUCCCCAAGAUGAGAAGACGGGCAGGGAAGAGACUGCCAUGUCCCCAGGACAGCCCUCCAGGCAGCAUCCCAAAGCAUCCACCAUGGGCAACACCGGUUCUGGCUGGCAGCGAGGCCCUGGGCACAAACCAAACCGAGACGCACAGGCUCCAUUCUCCCUCCCUGCUCCCCGCUGGCCUGUGGAGUGUGAAGUCAUCCAGGAGACAAUUGAGCACAUCGAGUGGAUCCCCCCCAAACCAGAGCCCUUCUGCCCACCCAUGGGCCGGGAGCAGUCCAUGUACACUCUCAGUGAGGAGCAGGGCACCACUGUCUACCACUGCCCAGCACUCCAAGCCUCCUGCUUUACUCGUGCUCGGGUUGGGGGGGCCCCAGGGCCACUCUCCUCGCCAGCAGCCCCGUUGGAGGGCCCGCAGGACACCACGCUGCUCUUCGAGUCCCGCUUUGAGAGUGGGAACCUCGAGAAGGCCAUCAAGGUGGGUCCUUAUGAAUAUGUGCUGAUGCUGCGGCCGGACCUGUACACAGCCAAACACACACAGUGGUUCUACUUCCGUGUCCAAAACACGCGGCAGGAGCCACUCUACCGCUUCACCAUUGCCAACAUGGCCAAACCCAAGAGCCUCUACGGCCAAGGCCUGCAGCCACUGCUCUACUCCCAGCAGGAUGCCCAGAGUCGUGGCAUAGGCUGGCGCAGGGUUGGGACCGACAUCUGCUACUGCCGCGGCAGUGCAGGGGAGCUGCCGCUGUUCCGGCUCAGCUGGACAGUGCGCUUCCCGCACGACGGCGACACGUGCUUCUUUGCCUCCUGCUACCCCUACACCUACUCGGAUCUGCAGCGCUACCUGCGCGCGCUGGCGGCCGACCCGGCGCGCUCCCGGUACUGCACGGUUCAGGUGCUGUGCCGCAGCCUGGCUGGCAACAGCGUGUACCUGCUGACCAUCACCGGCCCAGGUGGCACAGCCGGCAAGCAGGUGGUGGUGGCGAGCGCCCGCGUGCACCCUGGCGAGAGUGGUGGCUCCUGGGCCAUGAGGGGAUUCCUCGAUUUCCUGCUUAGCGCCCACGCGGAUGCGCAGCUCCUGCGCCGCCUCUUUGUCUUCAAGGUGGUGCCGAUGCUCAACCCUGACGGGGUUGUGGUGGGUAACUCCCGCUGCUCCCUGGCGGGACGGGAUCCCAACAGGGCUUACGGGAUGGCACUUCCUGGCUCCUUCCCUGGCGUGUGGCACCUGCGGGCCAUGGUGCAGAGGAUGCUGGCGGAGCAGGAGGUGGUGCUGUACUGCGACUUCCAUGGGCACAGCCGGAAGAACAAUGUCUUCAUGUACGGCUGCGAUGCCAGCAGGGAUGACACCGGGACACGGCUGCGCCAGCGCGUGUUCCCCCUGAUGCUGAGCAAAAACGCCCCAGACAAGGUGGGACAGGGAUGUCUCAGAGCCACCUGUUGUGGUGACAGCGGGAACGCAGCCACUGUGCUGCUUCCCCAGCUGUCCCUAUGGGGCUGGGACCCCUCUGACCCUGGGACCCCCCAGUUCUCUUUCUCCAGCUGCAAGUUCCAGGUGCAGAAGAGCAAAGAGCGGACAGGCCGGGUCUGCAUGUGGCGCCUGGGCGUCUCCCACAGCUACACCCUAGAGGUGGCUUUCAGUGGCUCCACACUGGGUGGAAGGAAAUCCCACUUUAGCAUGGAGGACCUGGAGUCACUGGGUCGCCUCCUCUGUGACACUCUGCUUGAAUUCUGUGACCCUGCAACCGCCAAGCUCCAGCAGUGCCUGGUGGAGGCGGAUGCGCUGCUGCAGCGACGGAUGGGUGGUGAGCCAGGCUCUGGAGGCAGCUGGAGCAAUGUAUCCCCGUCAGAGCUGGAGUCCAGCACCAGUGGCUCCGACAGCUCAGUGUCCGACGGGAUCCCAGAUGAUUUCCACAUCCCUGACCAGCCGAUGGAGCCACGCAGGAGGAAGCGACUGCAGAAACGGAGAGCAAGGAAUGGCCUGCACCAAACCAACCGGAACCGCACUGGCAUCCCGGCUGGGACCCGCAGGCAUCCAGUUCUUCCUGGUGUCCAGAAUGGAAGUGGCAGAGCGGGAGAGAAGCCCAGAGGCAGCUCCAAUAUUACCAUUCCCAGGGCAGCUGGAGCAGGGAAUGGCCCUCAUGCCAUCACAGGAGAGAUGCUUGGAGCUCACUCUGGAGUGGCCCUACCCAGGGCACCUGAAGGAGGGAGUAGCCAUGGUGCCACCAUGGGAAAGCAUCAGCUGGACACUGGCACAAGUGCUGUGACACACCACAAGCCACCACUGAGCCCCCACCACUGUGGUGCCAGCAGCUACUCCCGGGAUCCAGCUGUGGGAGCAAUCCUGGGGCCAUCCUGGCAACGGGGUGGGCGCAGGCCCAGGGACAGGACACGACCCCUCACUGUCCCUGCAGUGGCCUCACGCUGCUAUGCCUGCGCUCGGCAGUAAAGAUGCUGCCACCUCCGUGUAUAUGCCUGGUGCUUCCUGUUCUCAUUGUGAUGUCCCCUCAGGGGUCCCCUUGUCCCUGAGCCCGGCCAGAGUCCUGCUGGCACCCAACCCCAAGCCACCAUGGUAUCAGCCUAUGCCUGUGGUGUUACCUUGGCCCCUGCCACCAGGGUGUCACCUCUAUUGCCUGUUGUCACCUCAGCCGUACCACCAUGGUGUCACCUUGGGGUCUAGGGAUGUGGUGUCGCUAACUCUGCCACUCUCGCGUCGCCUCAGCCCUGUCACCACGCUGUCCCCGCCGUACACGGGGCACAGGCCCCGAGUGUGUCCCCUAGGCCUCGUUGCCAUGGCAACACCCCCGCGGCUCCGCCGGCCGUUCCCAUGGCAGCCGCUGCGCUCCCAGGGCGCCCCCUAGCGGCCGGAAGAACGUCACUGCCGCGCCGGAACUACCGGGAGGCGGAAGCGGA